This is a messenger RNA of Pezoporus flaviventris, 1388 nucleotides long. RefSeq names its product dickkopf WNT signaling pathway inhibitor 3 (gene DKK3). Bases 134 to 1171 code for a protein of 345 amino acids. The transcript is spliced from 7 exons. Gene Ontology annotation, cellular component: extracellular region. Gene Ontology annotation, molecular function: receptor antagonist activity; co-receptor binding. Gene Ontology annotation, biological process: multicellular organism development; negative regulation of canonical Wnt signaling pathway. NCBI's taxonomy places the organism in Eukaryota, Metazoa, Chordata, Aves, Psittaciformes, Psittacidae. The record is from RefSeq and is a predicted model, not a curated record.
GCGCUGCGGAGCCGGCGGAAGGCUGCGGAGCUAGGUCGGCGCUGCGGUGCCGCCCGCUCCCGCUCAGCCCCGCCCCACCUCCGAGAGCCAGCCCGCACUGCUGAGGGGCAGCGGCGGGAGCGGCGCCAUAGGGAUGCUGCGGGGAGCGGGGCUGCGAUGGCUGCUGCUGGCGGCUGUGCUGGGGGAAAUAUGCUGCGCCGCGGCGGGGGGCAGCGGCCGGCGGCGGGCGGCCAGCCUGGGCGAGAUGCUGCGGGAGGUGGAGGCGCUGAUGGAGGACACGCAGCACAAGCUGCGCAACGCGGUGCAAGAGAUGGAAGCUGAAGAGGAAGGAGCAAAAAAACUGUCAGAAGUAAACUUUGAAAACCUACCUCCCAACUACCAUAAUGAGUCAAACACGGAAACCAGAAUUGGCAAUAAAACUGUUCAGACUCAUCAAGAGAUUGACAAGGUUACAGAUAACAAAACUGGAUCAACAAUUUUUUCUGAGACAGUUAUUACAUCUAUAAAAGAUGGAGAAAAUAAAAGAAAUCAUGAGUGCAUCAUUGAUGAAGACUGUGAAACAGGGAAAUACUGCCAGUUCUCCACCUUUGAGUACAAAUGUCAGCUCUGUAAAACCCAGCAUACACACUGCUCACGGGAUGUUGAAUGCUGUGGAGACCAGCUUUGCGUUUGGGGUGAGUGCAGGAAAUCCAUUUCAAAAGGAGAGAAUGGCACCAUUUGUGAGAACCAGCACGACUGCAACCCUGGAACAUGCUGUGCUUUUCAGAAAGAUCUACUGUUUCCUGUGUGCACUCCAUUACCUGAAGAAGGUGAGCCCUGCCACGAUCCUUCAAACAGACUUCUCAAUCUGAUUACCUGGGAACUGGAACCCGAUGGAGUACUUGAGCAGUGCCCAUGUGCAAGUGGCUUGAGCUGCCAACCUCAGAGCCAGAGCACUACAUCUGUGUGUGAACACUUUGCCAAUGAAACCAGGGAUAAUGAAAAAGAAAAGCCCUUAAUCAUGGAUGAGAUGCCAUUCCUCAGCUUGAUACCCAGAGAGAGUCUUUCCGAUUAUGAAGAAAGCAGCAUCAUUCAGGAAGUGCGUAAAGAAUUAGAAAGUCUGGAGGACAAAGCAGGUUUGAAGCCUGAGCCUGACUCAGCUCGUGAGCUGUUCCUGGGAGAUGAAAUUUGAAAGUUCAAACACCAGACAGUUAGGUAGUUAUUUCUAGAGAUUUUUGUCUAGUGUCUUGCUUAUAUAAAUCCUAAACACAUACCACUGGAUAGAAGUGUAAUAAACAAUGUCUUCAGUGAGCACCCUUUUCUGUGCACCAAACCUGCAUGUUCAAAUGCUUGUUGAAUUCACUCAAUCCCUGGACCAAGCCUGCUGUCAAAGACAAAUAAGAACUAUA